Molecule: messenger RNA, 1131 nt
Organism: Musca vetustissima
Lineage: Eukaryota; Metazoa; Arthropoda; Insecta; Diptera; Muscidae
Product: putative nuclease HARBI1
Exons: 5
Coding region: 1-1131 (376 amino acids)
Source: RefSeq, a predicted model, not a curated record
AUGUCUACACGUGAUUGGCUGGAUCUCCAUUCUCACUUUAAAUUCCCCAAGAAACCAGUGAAAUAUUUCAUCAGCGAACGGAAUUCGGAUUCAAGUGAAGAACAAAGCAAAAAAGAUAUAAAUAUGCUAAGAAAACAUAUAAGACAAGAGUCCGACAUAUUCAGAUUACCAGAUAAACAGUUUGAAAGUUACUUUCGCCUAAGUAAACCAGCGUUUAAGUAUGUAUUGGAGACUAUUGAUCCUCAUUUGAAGAGCGGAAUAAGAGCUACAUUUGUUUCAAAAACAAUAAAAUUAGCAGCCACUUUAAGAUUUUUAGCCCAGGGAUCGUACCAACUUAGUGUUGGGAACGACUUUCAAUUGGGACUUUCACAGCCAGUCGUUUCCAAGGUUAUGUCUGAAACGUUGGAUGUUCUUGAAAGAAUAAUUUGCCCCCAAAAUAUAAAAUUUGAAAUGACCAAUGCUGAAAAAAAUGAAGCCAAAUUAUACUUCUUUGAAAAAACAGAUUUUCCUGGUGUUAUUGGUUGUGUGGACGGGACCCACAUUAAAAUACAAGCUCCAAGUAAGGAAGACCAGCAUCUAUACUUCAAUCGUAAAGGUUAUUUUAGUUUAAAUGUAUGUGACCAUAAAAUGCGAAUACGGUUUUUGGAUGCUCGAUAUGCAGGCUCUGCUCAUGAUUCAUUGAUCUGGAACGAUAGUAUUGUAAAAAGGGUGUUACAAGAACGAUAUACAAAUGGAGAACGUAAUACGUGGCUUUUAGGUGAUGCCGGUUAUCCUCUUCAGCCAUAUCUUAUGACGCCAUAUCGUUCUACUGUUGAAGGAAGUCCAGAAGCUAUUUUCAAUACGAAACAUGCAAAAGCAAGAAAUAUAGUGGAAAGAACUAUUGGUGUGCUAAAAAAUCGUUUUCGUUGCCUCCUCGGAGCACGUCAACUUCAUUAUGCCCCAUCAAAAGCAACCAAACUUACCAAUGUGUGUGCUGCACUGCACAAUAUAUGCAUUGACUAUGGAAUAGAUUCAAUUGAGGACAUAGUGCAGGAUGCAGGAUACAGUGCAGAAAAUAGUCAACCUGUUGAUGUACAUGAAGAACAAAGGACCCUUAAUAUUGAGGCAUCCUAUAUUAGGGAACAAAUAUAA